AUGCGAUGUUUUCGACUUUGGGCUGCGUUACUGUCUCUUGUGGCACCUUUGCUUGCUGAUCUCUCAUACGCCGAAACGCAGUCCCUACCGUCGUGCGCUCAACUCUGCAUUGCCGACCUUCUUCCCAAAUCGUCUUGUGUUUCCACUAACCAGACAUGCAUUUGCACGAAUGCCCCUCUCAACAAGGAAUUGACCGCUUGCGUCUCGGCGAAUUGCACCCUCAAAGAAUCUCUCACUGCUGUCAACAUCACUGAUACAACAUGCGGGUCGCCCAUUCGAGACCAGACUUCCCCGAGUAUCCUCGUGCCGGCGGUAGGCAUGAGCAUCUUCAUUGUCCUCAUUAUUAUGAGAAUGUACACCCGCCUCGUGGUCGCCAAGUUGGAAGUGGGGUUAGAUGACUGGGUAACAAUUCUCCUUGGGUGUCUCGCAGUGCCUGUUAAUACGGAUUCAAUAUUGCUUGGCAAGGCAGGUCUAGGUAAAGAUAUCUGGACUCUGAAAUUCGACAGUAUCACUCGAAUCCUCUACCUGUUCUAUAUCCAAGAGCUCCUCUACAUUUCAUGUGUCUCGCUCGUCAAGAUCGGCUUCCUCUUAUUCUACCUACGAAUCUUCCCGACCGACCGCAUACGUCUCAUUAUUAAAAUCUCUUGCAUUGUGACAAUUUGCUAUUGGCUGGGCUUCCUAUUUGCUUUCGCAUUUCAAUGUUCGCCUGUUAGUUAUAACUGGACUAUGUGGGAUGGAGAACAUCAAGGUACAUGCGUGAAGACAAAUGCAAUGGUCGUCACCGCUGCCGCAUUGAAUAUUGUCUUGGACGUAUGGGUCAUUGCCCUGCCUAUUCCGAAGGUACUGAAGCUGCAAGCAUCAAUCACCACAAAGCUUCAAGUUCUCUUGAUGUUUUCUAUUGGAUUCCUAAUUACUGGAGUUGGUGUCUAUCGCGCCGUAAUGCUGAAGCUAUUCGCCACCAGCACAAAUCCCACAUGGGACAAUGCUCCAGGUGGCUACUGGUCCGUGAUCGAAAUCGAUGUUGGCAUUUUCUGUCUAUGUAUGCCGGCCUUGCGAUCGUUGCUUGGUCGUCUACUCCCAUCUAUCUUCGGCGCAACAAAGGGAGCUAGCAGUGUGGGACAAAGUAGUAGCCAGAAAAAAAUACGGACUGCUGGUACUAGUAGCGGCCCAAACACAAGCUUCGUCCAAUUGAUAGAGAUGGAUGACAUGGGUAACAUGAAAAGCCACUCUGAUAUCUAG
This is a messenger RNA of Penicillium samsonianum, 1239 nucleotides long. Its product is annotated as CFEM domain-containing protein. Bases 1 to 1239 code for a protein of 412 amino acids. The transcript has 8 exons. The record is from RefSeq and is a predicted model, not a curated record. NCBI's taxonomy places the organism in Eukaryota, Fungi, Ascomycota, Eurotiomycetes, Eurotiales, Aspergillaceae.